AUGUGUCACCAGGAAGUCACAGCCAACGGCUGGACCAGCAUGCCGGUCAAUGCAGGUGCCACCUUUGGUGACCAGCCUUUCAUCAACAAGCCGGAGAAUCUUCCACUCCGCGACAUCGAAUUCCCGUUUGAUGAACCCGUAGUCGCAAAGACUUUAAAAUAUGCAAAGGAGGUCCUGCACCCGGAAACGUUGAACCACUCAAUGAGAGUCUAUUUCUAUGGCAUGGCCAUCAGCAAACAGCAAUUCCCGGAGCAUGCCGCUGCUCUCAGCCCAGUCACCUGGGCUCUGACUUGCUUGCUGCACGAUCUUGGCACCGCCGAGCAGAAUCUGACAGCAACCCGGAUGUCCUUCGAUCUUUACGGGGGUAUCAAGGCCCUCUCUGUUCUCGAGGAUUUCGGUGCGACGACCGACCAGGCCGAGGCAGCCGCCGAAGCAAUCAUCCGACACCAAGAUCUGGGUGUUGAUGGAACAAUCACGUACAUCGGGCAGCUCGUUCAGCUGGCCACGAUUUAUGACAACAUAGGCGUCCACCCGCACGUCCGGGAUUUUGAGCAACUGAUUCACAAGGACACCCGCGCCGAGAUCAAUGAGGCCUAUCCGCGCCACAAGUGGUGUACGAUAUUCGCCGGCGUCAUUCGCACGGAGGAGAAGAUCAAGCCUUGGUGCCAUUCGACUCAUCUUGUCAACUUUGCCAAUGAGGUCGAGGCCAACACGCUCAUGAAGCAAUGGGAAUGA
This is a messenger RNA of Aspergillus clavatus NRRL 1, 735 nucleotides long. Its product is annotated as putative cyanamide hydratase. The coding region runs from base 1 to 735 and encodes 244 amino acids. The record is from RefSeq and is a predicted model, not a curated record. Lineage: Eukaryota; Fungi; Ascomycota; Eurotiomycetes; Eurotiales; Aspergillaceae. The transcript is spliced from 2 exons.